CCAUUUGAGUAACAAAACGUGCAAUUUUAGUCGGGUUUGGCCCAAUUACUAAAGUUGAGUACUGAGCACGUUAAUGGCGGCUACUUCUGUCAAUAAGCAAAGAAGAAAAUCAAGAAUGGCGGAAUGAUAGGAAGAAUGACUGGAGGGGUAUUAUCGGAAUGUAUAUUUUGCCAGAUUGCAAAUAGCUCUUCCUCCUCCACCACUCUCCUUCACUCCGAUGAUAAAGUCGUUGCGUUUCCCGAUAUUAAUCCCUCUGCCUUCAGGCAUUACUUGGUAAUUCCAAAACAGCACAUUCCAACUGUCAAAAACCUUCAGAGAAGCCCAGAAGACUUCUCCUUAGUGAGUCACAUGUUAGAUGUGGGAAAGAGCCUAUUACAUAGGGAUGCACCUCAGUCCAAGCAUUACAGAUUUGGCUUCCAUCAGCCUCCAUUCAACAGUGUUGAUCACCUCCACCUCCACUGCUUAGCACUUCCUUAUACUCCAAGCUCGAGGUUUAUAAAAUACGCAUCAUUGGGGCCACUUGGUGGAUUUAUUGAAGUUGAAAAGCUAUUGGAGAGAAUAAAGCCACGAAUUCCUCAUCCCUCUCAAUGUAAUUGUCUGUGAAUCAGUUGGUUUCUAAUUAAAAUUGGCAAAAGUGUAAGUAAUCUGCUAACUAUUCUUCUCAAUAUAUACAUGUGUAAAAUUCUGUCAUUGACCUUGAGAAUGAUCUUGUUACAGAAACUUGACUAUUUAAUUAUAUUUCUUGAUAAAAAAAAAAAAAAUUGGAUGCAAGGCUUUCUUGAA
Messenger RNA from Lycium barbarum (goji berry), 783 nucleotides. RefSeq names its product bifunctional adenosine 5'-phosphosulfate phosphorylase/adenylylsulfatase HINT4. The transcript is spliced from 6 exons. The record is from RefSeq and is a predicted model, not a curated record. Gene Ontology annotation, molecular function: catalytic activity. NCBI's taxonomy places the organism in Eukaryota, Viridiplantae, Streptophyta, Magnoliopsida, Solanales, Solanaceae. The coding region runs from base 124 to 603 and encodes 159 amino acids.